Carcharodon carcharias (great white shark) is the source of this 5018-nucleotide messenger RNA. It is a transcript of the gene chek2, whose product is annotated as checkpoint kinase 2. Bases 32 to 1597 code for a protein of 521 amino acids. Gene Ontology annotation, cellular component: cytoplasm; nucleus. Gene Ontology annotation, biological process: protein phosphorylation; mitotic DNA damage checkpoint signaling. The transcript is spliced from 14 exons. Gene Ontology annotation, molecular function: ATP binding; protein serine/threonine kinase activity; protein binding. NCBI's taxonomy places the organism in Eukaryota, Metazoa, Chordata, Chondrichthyes, Lamniformes, Lamnidae. The record is from RefSeq and is a predicted model, not a curated record.
UAUUGUCAUUUUGGUCUGGUGUCAGCCAACAAUGUCGAAGGAGAGCCUUACCGGCACAUCUCAGUCCCAGAGUCAGUCCCAGUCCCAAUCUCAGUCCGCCUCAUCCUCCAGCGCCACGGGAUCGAGCAGCCUCUCCUCAGCAGGCACUGUCAUCCUGGAUUCCGCCUCAACCCAGGAUCUUGCUACCAUCCCAGAAGUGGAGGAAUCGCCUAAACCCUGGGGUCGCCUCUGGGCGUUGGAGAAAGGAUUUUGGAACUUCGAUUGCUUAAAUAAUGAAUACUGGUUCGGGAGGGAUAAGUCAUGUCACUACUGUUUUGAUGAUCCUGUAUUGAAGAGGAAGGAGCACUUCAAAUCGUAUAGCAAAAAGCACUGCAGAAUAAUCAGAGAAAAGGGUCCUGGAAGCACCUUUGUUGUAUUUAUUGAAGAUCAUAGUUCGAACGGUACCUUCCUAAACGGUCAGAUAAUUGGGAAAGAUCGAAGAUUUCCAUUGUGCAAUAAUGCUGAAAUAGCAAUUAAUCAUGAAUUGCACAAAGUUUUUGUCUUUUCUGAUCUCACAACUGAUGACCAAUUGAACCUACCAAAAGAGUUCCGGGAUAAAUACAUCAUCUCAAAACCUCUUGGCUCGGGUGUGUGUGGAGAAGUGAAGCUGGCAUUUGAGAAGGCAAACUGUAAGAAGGUAGCUGUGAAGAUUGUACAUAAACCAAAAUUUGCACAACUUGUGUCUGAGCAAGGAGAUGCUGCUGCAAAAUGCUCCACUUCAAAUGUUGCAACAGAAAUUGAGAUUCUAAAAAAAUUGGACCAUCCUUGUAUAAUCAAGAUUGAGGAAGUGUUUGAUUUUGAAGACUCUUUCUACAUUGUAUUGGAUUUGAUGGAAGGUGGAGAACUUUUUGAUCGAGUGGCGCGCACAAAAGGAUUGAAAGAACAAACAGCCAAACUGCUGUUCUAUCAGAUGCUUCUUGCAGUCCAAUACCUUCAUGAUAAUAACAUCACACACCGAGAUCUCAAACCAGAGAAUGUAUUGCUUGAGAACAAUGAGGAGAACUGCCUCAUUAAGAUUACAGAUUUUGGUCUGUCAAAGAUCUUAGGGGAAACAUCACUGAUGAAAACAUUAUGUGGAACACCCACUUACCUAGCUCCAGAGGUGCUGUUGGGUGCAGGAGCAGGCGGGUACUCCAAAGCGGUGGAUUGCUGGAGCCUAGGGGUGAUACUUUUCAUGUGCUUGGGUGGGUAUCCACCAUUUAGUGAUCAAAUCAAGGACAUGAAUCUGAGGGAUCAAAUCAUAAAAGGGCAUUACAGCUUCAUCUCACAGUGCUGGGUAAAUGUCUCUGAAACAGCAAAAGACUUGGUGAAGCAGCUGCUUAACGUGGACCCAAAUAAAAGAUUCACAACAAAGGAUGCCCUUAAUCACUCGUGGAUGCAGGAUGAGGAAAUGAAGAGAAAGGCACAGCAGCUGAUGGAUACUCGGAGGGAAUUAAUGUUGCCACGAAGCACAAGUGAUCAGCCAUCAACUGGUAUAAAACGGCCACAUGAAGAGGACUGUCCCUCAAAUACUAAACGACCCAAGUGCUCUUCAAGCAAAACAGUUACUCAAGAGUAGGGAACCUAAAGUGGAUGCAGCAUAACUGUUACCUCCUGUGUGUGGAGUCCCCAAAGAAACUGCUUCAUUUGAUUUGCUCUGGGUGUCAAUGACCCAUUUUAGACAAAAUGUUUUCUGUGCUUUGCGUCUUUUAUGAAGCACAUUCAUUCUAUCAAUGCAUCUAGAAUUCUUCCUAUAACUUGUAUUACAAAUUAAAACGUUUCCAUUUGGUUUUCAUUCUGUGCUCUCUAGAGCCCAAAAUGGGAGAUGGUCAGUCAUUAUACCCAUUAUAUAGAUAAUUUGUUUUAUGUUAAACCUCUACACCUUUUACAUGCUUUAUACAUUGUGCGAUUUAAAUAAAAGUUUUGGUAUAAAUACUAAGGCAGCUUAAAGAGCUUAGUGUUGCUCUUACACAGAGUCAACUUUAGCUGGUAAAAAUGUUAUUGAUUUAUCAUACUGGUCUCUUUUAUAUGUAAAAGAAGUAGAGUGAAGUGGGACUCAAACAUACUGCUGAAUGUUGCACUACCUCACAAAUUUCCCAAAAUAAUUGAGAGAUGGGGAAUAUAACUAGAUUGUGUGAAGUAUGAAAAACUGAAUAAAUGACUAUUCUAAUUGCUGCACUGAUAAUCAAAUUUGGCUUUAAAGCUGUCAACUGACCAUGUGGGCUGGAUCCCUAGGUUUCAUUUCUGAUAGCAGCCUUUGGUCAUGGAUAGCAAAGGCAAAGACACUUUAAUAUAACGUGGGAAAUGGAGACCUUUCCCUUCCCAAGGUAUAAUUUUUGCCCUUUAUGAAGUUUGGUUCUAAAGCUGCAAAACUACCAUUUUAAGUGUUUUUUUUGUUGAACUGCAGAUGCUGCAUUUAAAUGAGUGGCUGUCCUUGUUCAUCCUCAAAUUUCUAUAGAAGUGGAUUUGUUGGUAUCCCAGUGGUUUAGUGGGUAUAUCCACCAUCCAUCCAUUGCACUGAGCCAUACAGAUCACUAGGAUCCCAAGUUUUGCUUCCUUAGUCUGUCCUGAAAUUAAGCGGUUGCAACCAGGUAGCAGUAGGGUUACUACAGCUGACCUUGUCGUCUUUAUGCUGGGAAGAUGGGGUUUUUGCCCCUGAUGGCUGACUGUUGCUGAAAAGUUUGCUUAUGAAGCUUGAGUCAUGUCGGAUCGACCCAAGCUAUGAUGCUGUCUAAUAGCCUAGAUUUGCUGACCAGACUGGCAAAUGAAGCUAUGGCCCUUGGCUGAGAUACUGGAGGUGUACUUAUGCCAUGUGCAAAUGUAUACUACCAAGAGACGGGGCUUUGAGACAAAUGUGUGGAGUGCCCAGGGUAAAUUUUGACUGAGGAAAAAAAUCCAGUGUGGGUAUUUAAGGCAAUAUGCAAAGGAAAGCCAGCUGCUAUGAAUCAGUGUAAUCUUGUUUCUACUGUCAAAUGGCUCAAGUAUGUUGCAUUUGUUUUUCUCACUCCAUUAUGUUAGAGGUUGUCCCCAGAUUUGUAUUUAGCUGAGCUUUUUCACCUUAAAUGAUCAUGCAAACAUAACGAUGUUUUGAUGUCAUUUUGGAAAUCUGUAAGACUAUUCCAUGGUGGAACUUACAUGUAUCCAUUUUCCACCCUCUAUAAUCUUUUAUGAUCUUUCUAUUCCUAAAUAUUUUAACCUGUCUUAAUGACAACUGCACCUUAUGUUGCAACUCUUUAAUCAUCUAAAAAUCUGAUGUGAAUUGUAUAUUCAUUUAGCUGAUUCUGUCUAGUUUUACAGUCCCUUAUGAACUUCCAUAAGUCUAAUUACUUAUCUUACUGCAGCAAGCUUUCCACCUGUUCUUGAUUCUCAUCGUUCCUUUCUGCAUCCUUGUGCAUUUGUAACUUCACUGUGUGGAUCAGUUCUAUUUCUUGCCCUGUUACAAACAUUAGGAUAGUGAUGCUUAAUUCUAUCAUGCUAGAUGCAAAAACUUUCUAGUGUAGCUUCUGAAAUUAAAUAGUAAUAAUUCUGAUGAACAUAAACUUCCUUUUCCAUUCAGUUGCACUUAUGCUUAGAUGGUGUUUAAGGGAGGAGAGUAGCCAUGCUAGCUGAUAUUCUGCUCAUGUAAGUGUAUAUUGAAAAGGUAGCAAACAGCCAGGAGCAUAUUAAAAUGCUUUGAAUUGUACGUGCUCAAGCAAUAUGAAAGUAAUACACAGUAUGAAUGACACUUCACCUCAGAACAUGUUUGUUUUAAGAAUGUUCAUGGAAAGUGUCCAAGACAUCAUGUGCAUUGAGAUUCCAUCUGCUGUAGUUAGAAGUACUUUUUUUUUCAGUUAUUUUGUUUGUGCUGUACCGACUGCACUUUUGUGUGUCAGGGUCAGCACCCUCAUAAAGCCUAUGACAGCAAUUAAAUGUUAUGGAGGGAGAGCUUUUUUUCUUUGGAUUAGCUUUAACCAAGACAAAGAAACAAAAAGAUUAGAAUCGGACUUGAAAUCAGCACCAACUUUUGUGUUUUCUUUUUAAUAAAACUUGCACUUGUAUAGCCAAAACACUAUUAAAUGCUUCACUGAGCCUUUAAAUUUGAUUUUCACUUUGUAGCUAAACCUAGUCAGUAGAGCUAAAAAGCUGGACUUAUGCACAAAUGUUCAAUCUCAAGAUGAUUAUAUUGUAAGAUGAAAGUGUCGAAAUGUUGUCUUGCUAUAUUUUCAUAGUGGUAUAUUGAACUUUGGUUUGGAAAAGCCAGAAGAACAGGAAGCGAGGAUGAAGAAUGUUUAGAAAUGUAGUUAUGGAAAGCCUUAACGUUUGAGGUUUAAAUUGCCCUGUGUUGUAUUUAGUACACUAGUUAGUGUUUUUUCCCCUAAGCUGGUAGAGAGUUGAGUUAGUGUGCUAAAACUGGGGAAAUUAAAUCCUCAUAAGCUGUUUGUCCUCUGCUUUGAAAAUAUUAUUUAUCUAGAAGCCUUGCUUCUACUGUAUGGCUAUUAAGCCUCAUUACAACUGCAAAACAGUUUUUCAAAAGAAAACACAAAGUUGAUCAUUGACCUUUCAGUUACAACUCUAACUGAUCUGAGGAACCCGGAAGCAACCACAGUUAUCCUCCCAGGGAGCUUUGUGGCCUUUUCCAAAAGAAAAUGAGCCAGUUAAGUGUCACAAACCUGCCCCUGACUACUUGUGAGCAGUGCACUUAUUACAUUAUACAUUCGAGCGGUGGUUAAAGCAAGGAGUGGUAGAUGAAAGUUUACGGUCAUGCCCUUGUACAAGCUGAUAUGACUCUAAAAGACAGCUAUUGCUGAGGGAUUGAGUUACAGUUCAAGGAUUUCCAUUUUUAUUUAGAUAUACACCACCUGAUGUGAUGUUUUUGUGAUCGUUGGAUCCAAUAGUUGCUCAAAAUGAGAUGCUACUUCCAGCCUGCCAACCUUGGUUUACAUUGUAUUCUGAGCUUGUCCACAGAAUUGGAGGUGUAUUAUAUAUUUAGUAUUUAAUUUUCUUAUUUCUGUAACUUCUCU